AUGGCCGGAGCAAUGUUAUUCGAGAGGUCACGCGUAUCCUCGUCGAACAGAGACGAAGACGUCCGCAUGACCGACAAAAUGGUUAGCACAGGUGAGGUACCCGAAGAUGACGAAGAAAACAUAAGGGCUAAAGAACAAGGAAUUUUGAAUCUUGGUGAAAAAUACAAGAAAGAAGGAAAGGCUAAAGAGUUGGCAGAACUGAUCAAAGCAACGAGGCCUUUUCUAAGCCUUAUUAGUAAGGCCAAAGCUGCGAAACUGGUCCGCUCUUUAGUAGAUUUUUUCUUGGAUUUAGAAGCAGGUAUUGGUAUUGAAGUGCAGCUAUGUAAAGAAUGUAUAGAAUGGGCAAAGGAGGAACGCAGAACCUUUCUACGACAGUCCUUGGAGGCGCGACUAAUCGCGCUGUAUUUUGAUACUGGUAUGUACACAGACGCUUUGGAUUUAGCCACUGCAUUGUUGAAAGAGCUUAAGAAGUUAGAUGACAAGAAUUUGCUUCUCGAAGUACUACUUUUUGAGAGUAAGACGUUCCAUGCACUAAGUAACUUGCCUAAAGCUCGAGCUUCUUUGACGUCGGCACGAACAACGGCCAAUGCUAUCUAUUGCCCGCCAAAAAUGCAGGCAGCAUUAGAUCUUCAAUCAGGUAUCCUACAUGCUGCUGAUGAGCGCGAUUUCAAAACAGCAUAUUCUUAUUUUUAUGAGGCAUUUGAAGGUUAUGAUGGAGCUGAUAGCCCCAAGGCCCUUACAGCACUGAAAUAUAUGUUGUUGUCAAAGAUUAUGCUGAAUCAAGCUGAUGAAGUUGGUACUGUAAGUAGUAGCAAAGCUGCUCUCAAAUAUGCAGGAAAGGAAAUUGAAGCAAUGCGUGCAGUUGCUACUGCUUCUUUCAAGAGAUCACUUGCUGACUUCCAGGCUGCCUUAAAGACUUACAAACCGGAGUUAGAAGAAGAUGCUGUUGUCCGUGCACACCUUGGAGCCCUUUAUGAUACCAUGUUGGAACAAAAUCUUUGUCGUAUCGUGGAGCCUUACAUGCGUGUCCAAGUUGAUCAUGUUGCACGUUGUAUCCGCUUACCCAUAGUACAAGUAGAGAAAAAAUUGUCUCAAAUGAUCCUUGAUAAAAAGCUUAAUGGAAUUUUAGACCAAGGAGAGGGUGUUCUGAUUGUGUUUGAUGAAUUCCCCCUGGAGAAAACAUAUGAAACAGUCUUGGAAACCAUUCAUCACAUGAGCAAAGUUGUGGACACACUAUAUCAAAAAGCAAAAAAGUUAUCAUAG
Molecule: messenger RNA, 1263 nt
Organism: Pieris macdunnoughi
Lineage: Eukaryota; Metazoa; Arthropoda; Insecta; Lepidoptera; Pieridae
Source: the annotation of a GenBank genome assembly